This is a messenger RNA of Entamoeba invadens IP1, 1743 nucleotides long. RefSeq lists its product as hypothetical. Lineage: Eukaryota; Evosea; Mastigamoebida; Endamoebidae. The record is from RefSeq and is a predicted model, not a curated record. Gene Ontology annotation, cellular component: plasma membrane. Gene Ontology annotation, biological process: Ras protein signal transduction; positive regulation of GTPase activity. Gene Ontology annotation, molecular function: guanyl-nucleotide exchange factor activity. Bases 1 to 1743 code for a protein of 580 amino acids. The transcript has 2 exons.
AUGGCAUUGUUUCAACCGCAAAUGAAAAUAAUUUCUCCAAAGCUUCAGGACAUUUCUCGUACGAUGACUCAAACAACGACGGAUAUUUCUCUUAACUCUAUUGUUGGAACUACUGCACAAAUUCCAUUUUCUUAUUUAACACUGUUCACUGUAAUCAAGUGCACCCCUGAUCCAGUGAAGUUUAAACACUUAAUGGACAUUCAAAAAUUGAGUUAUUCAUCUUCGUGGCAAAGCGAGCCUGUUCCAGUCACUCAAGAGUCUGCUUUGGUUAUGUUGAUCAAAGGCAUUUCAGUAAUUGGAAUUCGCUUUGUUUUGAACGAAUCGUGUAUUCCAUCUAUCGAUCCAAAUGACAGUGUUAUACCCCUCCGGAUAUUUGUUUGGACUUUAGAAAAAACGCACCGACUGUGUUUGCAGAAGUGGGUCGAACUUUUAAAAUUAUUGACAGACAAGAAUCUUCUGUUUGCGUGUCGAGAUGCACUCCUCUCUGCUUUUGCGGUCGAGAAAAACAUUUCUGGAGUUAAUAAAUUGCUUGAUUUGAUGAGGCAAAACAGUACAAUUUUUAAUGCAGACGCGUCAGAGCCGCUUUUCUUUGACGACGAAGAAACAGAACAAACGCUAUUAAUGGCUUCUUCCAUAGAAACAAUGUUUAAGUUUAUGUUCAAUACAACACUGAUCGAAACAAAUUUCGUUGAAAACUUCGCAAUUUUUUCAGUGUUUAUAAUGGACGUGUUGGUCUUUUUAGACCAAUUGGAUUCGAUUGCAGUGACUUUAGAAUUGAAUUUUAAUAUCAGAGACCCACUUGAAAUUAACAUGUGUUCGCGGAGACUCUAUACCUUAUUUAAAACGUUUAUAGAAAUGCACGCAGAAUCUUUAAUUCGAGAAUGUCCUUUCCUUAUUGAAAAGAUUAAACGAUCAAGAGUGUUUAGGUUCAAAGGAUUUGAUGAACAAGAGCGAGUUGUGAUCAAUGCGUUGUUUGGAAGAGCAAAGUCACGAUCGCCUAUGUCAUCACCACAUGUUGGAUUCCAUACAGAAAAUCAGUGCAAAAUGUUCACAACCACUACCGAGCUUUUUAAUAUGUUUGAUGAGUACACAACGUGUAAAAGUGGGAAAGGUGAAGUUAUGAAAACCAUUGCACAACAUUUCGCAAGACAAGUCACACUUGUGGACCAAGCCAAAUUACGCGCAAUCAAAAUGAAUGAAAUUAUUGUUGGAAAAAUACAAUGCCAAAGUAUAAGUGAGUAUACCUCUUACACUAGUAAAAUCGGCGAAAUGGUUGCUUUUUUACUUUCAAAAGCGGAUUCAUCAGAAAAAAGAAAAGAAGCGAUGACGUUCUUUAUAUAUGUCGUUUCAGAAUGCGUUGAACUUCAUAAUUACAAUAUGGGGCAUGUAGUGUUCUCUUCAAUACAAGUUGUUAUCAAUCAACAAGAAGAGUCGAAAUUGUCUAAGACAUUGCCUCAAUUCACAUCACUCCAAACACUCUUUUCACUGAAAAUGAACAACAAAGGUUGUAGAGAAGCUUUCAACAGAGCUCCGUUCCCAAAGAUACCAGUCCUUCAUUUGUGGUUAGCGGACUUAGCUCGAAUCAGUGAAUUACCAACGUUCUUUGAUGAAAAGCAGAAAUUGGUGAACAUCAAAAAGGUACGUUCACUUGGAAAAAUCGUGUUGUACAUCAGAGAUUCACAAACGAUAAGUUAUUCGUUCCCUCCGAAUACAGUCUUGAUGAGUCGACUGUUAGGACUCUAA